Fundulus heteroclitus (mummichog) is the source of this 2067-nucleotide messenger RNA. RefSeq names its product NK2 homeobox 1 (gene nkx2-1). Gene Ontology annotation, molecular function: DNA-binding transcription factor activity, RNA polymerase II-specific; RNA polymerase II cis-regulatory region sequence-specific DNA binding. NCBI's taxonomy places the organism in Eukaryota, Metazoa, Chordata, Actinopteri, Cyprinodontiformes, Fundulidae. The coding region runs from base 459 to 1517 and encodes 352 amino acids. The transcript is spliced from 2 exons. The record is from RefSeq and is a predicted model, not a curated record. Gene Ontology annotation, cellular component: nucleus. Gene Ontology annotation, biological process: cell differentiation; regulation of transcription by RNA polymerase II.
CGGCAAGGCGCAAACUCCGCCAUGCAGAAGCCGAGCGCCCCGGACACCGCCCCGCAGCAGCGCCGGGGAUGAGCGUUUUAUGAUCAUGUGCGGCGGCGCUUAUGUUAUUGUUAGUGGGAGGGGAGCACAUGCCUUCUAAGUGAAAUUACGCCAGGAGGCAAGAGCUGUUUUUUUGUAUUGUUGCUGAUGCCCCGCCUCUGAUGGUAGCCUUAAACCUGGCACCCGGCUAAAACAAACCAAAGCCAGCACCGAGCUCCCCACUCAAUCCAAUUAAAGGCGCGACUUGAGGCGCUCUUCUACGUGUUCAUCUACCAGGAUCGACGUUGAGACAACAGGAACCAGAGGGGCUUUGGCCAAAAAAAAAAAAAAAAAAAAAAAAAAAAGGAGAGAAGGGGGAGAGAGAAGAGAAGGAGAGAUUGCCUUGCCUUCUAAUUUCUCCCUCUCCAAGCCACAGAACAAUGUCGAUGAGCCCUAAGCAUACGACUCCUUUUUCUGUUUCCGAUAUCUUGAGUCCCCUUGAGGAGAGCUAUAAGAAAGUAAGUAUGGAGAAUAACAACUUGGGGGCACCUCUCGCUUCUUACCGGCAGCCGCAGGUCUCUCAGGCGGCGAUGCAGCAGCACCACAUGGGCCACAACGGGACUGUGUCAGCGGCUUACCACAUGACAGCUGCGGGUGUCUCCCAGCUGUCACACACCGCCAUGGGAGGAUACUGUAACGGCAACCUGGGCAACAUGGGCGAGCUGCCGGCGUACCAGGACGGGAUGCGGGGCAGCGCCACGGCCACCGGCUGGUACGGAGCCAACCCGGACCCGCGCUUCUCCACCAUUUCUCGCUUCAUGGGCUCUUCGUCGGGCAUGAACAUGGGCAGCAUGGGCAGCCUCAGCUCCCUGGCGGAUGUGGGCAAAGGCAUGGGCUCCCUGUCCAGCACCCCGAGGAGAAAACGACGGGUGCUUUUCUCCCAAGCGCAGGUCUACGAGCUGGAGCGCCGCUUCAAGCAGCAGAAAUACCUGUCGGCGCCGGAGAGGGAGCACCUGGCCAGCAUGAUCCACCUCACCCCGACCCAGGUGAAGAUCUGGUUCCAGAACCACCGCUACAAGAUGAAGAGGCAGGCCAAAGACAAAGUGUCCCAGCAGCAGAUGCAGCAGGAGAGCGGCUCCUGCCAGCAGCAACAGCAGCAGCAGCAGCAGCAGCAAUCCCCGCGAAGGGUGGCCGUGCCGGUGUUGGUGAAGGACGGCAAGCCGUGUCAAGGCAGCGGCCACACGCCAACCUCCUCCGCGCAGACGCACCACCAGCAGGGAGGCAACGUGAUGAUCAUGUCCAACAACGCCUCCGGGCUCGGGCAGCAUCAGAGCCAGCAGGUGGGCAGCUCGGGUCACUCCCCAGACUUGGCGCAGCACUCCUCCAGCCCGCCGUCCCUGCAGAGCCAGGUGGCCGGCCUCUCCCACCUGAACUCCCCCGGAGCGGAAUACGGCUCGGCCUUACAGUGCUCGGCCCUGUUGUACGGCAGGACGUGGUGACAAGACGCACCGGCUAUGAUUGAAAAAUUCCCCCUGAAGUGAAAAAGAAGAAAAGGCAGGUUUCAGCAUACAUGCACGCAUUGAACUAGAAUAAAAAAAAUAAAAAUAAAAAUAACUCGAGCAAAACCGGUGCAGAUUUUUCCUCCAAGGGAACACACGCAGAAGAAACUUUCCUCAUAAACUGUGGAUGUGAACGUCCUGGGAUUUAUUUAUGUAAAUUAUAUAAAGGGGCAAGAGAAGAUUGUUGCCGUAGACUAAUAGUUGGAGGGACACCUGUCCGUGAACAGGGACGCAUAAAGCCGUCUGGACUGCAGUGAAAGACGCGCGACUCUCCCUUCUAAUAGAAUUUAAUGUCAGCCGUAGGUCUAGCUUGUACAUUUCUGUAAAAGGUUUGAAUUCUAGCUCUUUGUUGUACAAACUUUUGGACGCUAUUGCUAGUUUGUCGUGGUUUCCCUGGUAUUUGUACGUUUUAUUUCUUUGUAACUUAUAUAGAUAUUUGACUUACAACAAAACAGUCCUAUUAAUAAAUUAUGGAAACGAGACAGCUAAA